AGAUGUGCUACUCCAGGCCCACUACCUCCACAUCAAGCAUAUCCUCCGAGCUAACUGCAACAAAGCACAACCUCCAGACGAAUGCCAAACAAUCAAGAUUCUCGCUGACCUCUCAUCUACUACACUGCGCAAGCAGAACGAUGGAGUCAGAUUCCGCUGGGGUUAUCCGACCAAGAUGAUAGUCACCAGGGAAGGAACCACGGCGGUCAUCACCUCAUCGAAAAAUGAACUCCGCCAGCUACAGACCUGGGGUAUGACGACCCAACAGCCUGAAACGAGAACUUCACCCUCGGGAAGGUUACCGCUAGAGUCGAACAGAAUGCCCAUCAAGAGAGACUAA
Molecule: messenger RNA, 340 nt
Organism: Pelobates cultripes (western spadefoot toad)
Lineage: Eukaryota; Metazoa; Chordata; Amphibia; Anura; Pelobatidae
Source: the annotation of a GenBank genome assembly